Enterobius vermicularis (human pinworm) is the source of this 420-nucleotide messenger RNA. NCBI's taxonomy places the organism in Eukaryota, Metazoa, Nematoda, Chromadorea, Rhabditida, Oxyuridae. The record is from the annotation of a GenBank genome assembly.
AUGCAACCAGUAAAUCAGAUGCUAUUUGUUGCUGUCGUUAUGCUCAGUGGAAUGGUCUCAUCAUCGGUGGAGUUUGCGCCUCGCCAAGUGGAUAUUGAAAAUUAUGCAAAACAGUGCCGUAGAGCACAUGAAUGUUGGCGUACCGAACCAAUUGGCCCUGAUGCUUUACCUCUUGCUCUAACAGGUCAAUUACACUACUUAGUUGCAGCACAGCUUAAUGAUCCAAAUAAAGAAAAUGCCGAUGUCGUAACGGCUUUUGUCAAUAUUAUCAAGCAUCAACAGAAAGCUUCUUCCCCUGUGAUGAGCUGUAAGAAGUUCCUUGUUAACUGUGUAUUGUCAACUGCUCCCGUUGGUGCAAUGCAAUCAUCCUAUCUCUGGUCGUUUCACUGUAUUUUGUUUGCAACAGGUGCUCCAAAAUAA